UGCGCGGGGGGCGGCUCCCCCGCCCCGGCGUGCUCCGGCCGCCCCGGGGGGCUCUCCGCCCGCUUUGCGGGGGUAAAGCCGGGCGGGCGGCGGCUCCCGCUCCGUGCGGCCCCCGGAGGGGCCGCCCCCGGCCCGCCCCCGCGCUCGGCCCUACAUAGGCAGCGGCGGCGGCCACCCCGCCCGGCUCCGCCAUGGCCCUGGCGCUCCGCCUCUGCGCUGCCCCGGCGCUGACCUUGGCCCUGGCCCUGGCCCUGGCCCUGGCCCUGGCCCUGCUGCCCGCCGCCGCGCAGGACAUGGCAGGAGAUUGUCACCAGUAUACAAACAGGAGCUGUGAAGAGUGUCUGAAAAAUGUCACCUGCCUAUGGUGUGCCAGUAGUGGGAGGUGUGUGGAGUACCCCGUCCGAAGAGUCCUCCCCCCAGCUGACCUCUGUGAGCUCCGCUCUGCGCACUGGGGAGUCUGCUGGGUGAACUUUGAAGCCCUGAUCAUUGCGAUGUCUGUGGUGGGAGGAACAAUCCUUAUCAUGUUGGGGGUCUGCUGCUGCUGCUGUUGUAAGAAAAAGAGCAAAAAGCCAGACAAGGAUGAUGAGAGAGCGGCCAGGGAGCGGGAGAAGAGGCGGGUGCGGCAGGAGGAGAGGAGAGCAGAGAUGAAAUCACGGCACGAUGAAAUCCGAAGAAAAUACGGCCUGUUCAAGGAAGAGAACCCUUAUGCAAAAUUUGAGAAUUAACAACUCCAGACCUGCCCACCCCAGUGAAUGGUGCCUUCCCACAGAGCCACAGGACUCUGCUUCCCCUGCCACAAGGAGAUGACCGCGGUGCCACUUUCCACUUCAGCUGCCACAGCAGAUGAGCCAAAUGUAUGGUGACACCACUGUCCCUGCUCCAGGUGCUGUUUGCUCCAGAACUUUGCUCUUGCUCUGGUGCAGGAAAAUGUGGCGCCAUUACUGGAGGAUGACACAUUUCUUCUCACUCACCCCUGGGGUGGUAACAGAGUCCAAUGCAAAUAGCCCUUGUCCCUGGCCAAGGGCAAAAGCAACCUAAUCCAUCUCUCUUGCUCCUGCCUCACCAAAUACCCUUCACACACACAGCCAGGCUUUUUUGUCCCCUGUUUUUCUUUUUAUCUUUUUUUGAUUAUUUUAGUAUAGGUAAAAGCCAGCAAGAGGUUUCUUGCCUUACUGGUCAGCAGGAGGCCUUGGCUGUUACUCCAAGUGCCUGUACUUGUCCCAGCACAUUAGCAUUCCUUUCAAAAAGCACAAGUUUCUGGUUAUCUCUGGCCUCCAGAAGAAGGUCCCAUGUGCACAUUCUCACUUGCAACUAAUCUAGGGAAAUGACCCAACUCUCCUACCUCUCUGUGCCUUUCUAGAAGGGUGGUCCCCUGGGCUUGAUGGCCAUGGCUGAUAGCAAUAGCGUAGGGUUCAGAUGCAUUUACAAUAUGUUGACUAUAUAUUAAAUUGAUUUGAUUACUGUCCUA
Messenger RNA from Falco peregrinus (peregrine falcon), 1468 nucleotides. It is a transcript of the gene PTTG1IP, whose product is annotated as PTTG1 interacting protein. The transcript has 7 exons. The record is from RefSeq and is a predicted model, not a curated record. NCBI's taxonomy places the organism in Eukaryota, Metazoa, Chordata, Aves, Falconiformes, Falconidae. Gene Ontology annotation, biological process: protein import into nucleus. Bases 192 to 725 code for a protein of 177 amino acids. Gene Ontology annotation, cellular component: nucleus; cytoplasm.